CAAUUCUCGAUGUGUUGACUACACAACUGCAUACAAUUACGACAUCAAAAGAUCCAAAUUUAUAAAUAUUUCAUUUUACUUUAAUUUUUCUAAUUUAGAGAUUUUUUAUAACAAAAAAAAUCUGAUUAAGCUAUCAAAUGUUAACAGAUGCUUAGAGGAAGGUGCAAACCAGUAAGGCUAUCAGAUAUAAAUAGACUUAAACUUCACAUGAAGAAAACCAAAUUGAAAGAUCAAAAACAAGAAACAGAAGAAAAGGUUGAAAACUCAGAAAUUCAACAGCCAGAUUCAGAAUCACAUUCAUAGACACAACAACAAUCAGUACAACAAGGAACCAACAAUAACAAGAGAAAGAGUAUUGAACAAUGACUUUCUUCACCUGAGACUGACAGAACAAGACCAAGAAGCAAAUUCAUAGAAUGAAGUUUCUCUCCCUCAGAAGUUAAACCAAAAAACCAAACAAAGGUAACUAGAAAGGCAAAAGUGGCGAUGAAAUGGGGAGGUAUCUAAGAGAGGUGUUACCGCAAACGACGGACUUCAAUUCAACGUGACACAAAGAUUCACAUGAAUCAACUUUGGACCCCAACAAAAUUAUGAAAUGCUUAGAGGAAGGUGCAAACCAGUAAGGCUAUCAGAUAUAAAUAGACUUAAACUUCACAUGAAGAAAACCAAAUUGAAAGAUCAAAAACAAGAAACAGAAGAAAAGGUUGAAAACUCAGAAAUUCAACAGCCAGAUUCAGAAUCACAUUCAUAGACACAACAACAAUCAGUACAACAAGGAACCAACAAUAACAAGAGAAAGAGUAUUGAACAAUGACUUUCUUCACCUGAGACUGACAGAACAAGACCAAGAAGCAAAUUCAUAGAAUGAAGUUUCUCUCCCUCAGAAGUUAAACCAAAAAACCAAACAAAGGUAACUAGAAAGGCAAAAGUGGCGAUGAAAUGGGGAGGUAUCUAAGAGAGGUGUUACCGCAAACGACGGACUUCAAUUCAACGUGACACAAAGAUUAUCAACUUUGGACCCCAACAAAAUUAUGAACUUGACAAUGGACAGAAGAUAUUCUAUUGGACUUUUGCUACUUCUUAUUAGCCUUACUUCACUUUUAGUGAAUUGUUAUUCAUCUACUCAAGAUGAUCUAAAGACUUAUAUUAUCUACACUGGCAAUAGUAAAAAUGAUGAAACUUCGUUAUUACUUUACUACCAAAAUCUGCUACAACAAGUUGCGGACAGCGAUGAAGCUCCAAAGCCAGUACUCCAGCAUUACAAAAGGAGUUUUAAUGGCUUUGUUGCAAAGUUAACGAAGAAAGAAGCCAACAAAAUGGCUGGACUUGACGGCGUGGUGUCUGUUUUUCCUGAUGAAAAGAGACACCUUCUUACAACCAGAUCAUGGGACUUCAUUGGCUUUCCACGAUACGUGGAAAGAGAAAAUUCUGAGAGUGAUGUUAUCGUUGGUGUAAUCGAUUCUGGAAUUUGGCCAGAAUCUGAGAGCUUCAACGAUAAAGGUUUUAGUCCGCCGCCGAGCAAAUGGAAGGGCACAUGCCAAACUUCAAAUAUUACCUGCAACAAUAAAAUAAUUGGAGCUAGGUAUUAUUUAUCAUUUGAAGAUCCCUUGAGCGAACGAGAUAUUGAAUCUCCAAGAGAUACAGAAGGCCAUGGGACACAUACAGCUUCAACUGCAGCAGGGAUACCGAUUAAGAAGGCAAGCAUGGAAGGCCUUGCACGGGGUACAGCAAGAGGUGGAGCUCCAUCUGCACGUAUUGCUGUGUACAAAGUGUGCUGGGUGAAAGGAUGCUUUGAUUCUGGUAUUCUUGCUGCAUUCGAUGAUGCAAUUGCAGAUGGGGUUGAUAUAUUAUCAGUCUCACUUACAUCAGUGUCAAAUGACACUGUGUAUUUUACAGAUGCAAUUUCCAUCGGAUCAUUCCAUGCUAUGCAGCAUGGAGUGUUGACAGUAUUGGCAGCUGGAAACUCGGGUCCUAGUCCUUCAACCUUAGGCAAUUUUUCACCAUGGGCAAUUGUUGUGGCAGCUAGCACACUAGAUAGAAAGUUUGUGACCGAGGUCAAGUUAGGAGACAAUAUGACAUAUGAGGGUGUCUCCUUGAACACAUUUGACCUUGAGGGAAAAUUAUACCCUAUUGUCUAUGGUGGAGCUGCACCAAAUACUAAAGGAGGCUUCAAUAAAGAUAAAUCUAGGUUUUGCUCAGCCAACACAUUGGAUGCUACAAUGGUGAAAGGAAAAAUUGUUCUAUGUGAAGGAACAGAAGGACCCGCAGAGGCCUUAAGAGUGGGUGCUGUUGGGGUUUUGAUACAAGGCCAUACUUAUUCAGAUAUUGCCUUUUCUCUACCCUUACCAGCAUGUUAUCUUCAAUCCAAAGAUGCUGCCAAAGUAUAUAAGUACAUACGCUCUACAAGGAGUCCUACUGCAACAAUAUUUAGGACCAAUGAAAUAAAAGAUACUUUGGCUCCUGUUGUUGCCUCCUUCUCAUCAAGGGGUCCUAACAAGGCUACUCCCGAGAUUCUCAAGCCGGAUAUAAUUGCUCCUGGAGUCGACAUAAUCGCUAGUUGGCCUACAAUUUCUCCUAUUUCUGAUAUUAUCGGAGAUAAUAGAAAUUUGGAGUUCAACAUUAUGUCGGGAACGUCAAUGUCAUGUCCGCACGUGUCUGGAGCAGCUGUGUAUAUCAAAUCAUUUCAUCCAACAUGGUCACCUGCGGCUAUUCGUUCAGCUCUUAUGACCACGGCUAAACAAGUAAGUCCAAAUAAUAAUGUUGAAGCUGAAUUUGGUUAUGGAGCUGGACAAAUUGACCCCAUCAAGGCUUUAAAUCCAGGCUUAGUAUAUGAGGCUUAUGAAGGAGACUACAUAAGAUUUUUAUGCGGUCAAGGUUUCAAUGCCACGACUUUGCAACAAAUCAUUGGAAAUGCAGUCAUUUGUUCUGAGAUAGCAUAUAUGACUGCGAGAGAUUUAAAUUAUCCUUCAUUUGCUCUCAAAGCCUCACGUCUCAAACAACAUAUAAGUGGAAGCUUCAAUAGAAUUGUCACAAAUGUGGGAUUACCGAUGUCUACAUAUAGAGCUAUUGUGACAGCUCCUAUAGGAUUCAAUGUUUCAGUGAAUCCUAGUGUUUUGUCAUUCACUUCACUAGGAGAAACACAAACAUAUGUUCUCACUAUAGAUGGAGCGCUGAAGAAAUCUAUUGAGUCAGCUUCUUUAGUUUGGGACAAUGGUGAAUCUCAAGUUAGGAGCCCCAUUAUUAUAUUUGAUGAAAGAGCAGAGAAAAGCCAAAGUACUAAAAUAUAUAGUAUACAUUACAUAUGUAUUGUAAUUCUUAAUUUACUAUUUUAUAUUUUUAUUCAAUAAAAGAUAUACUUUUGCAAAGAAGAAAAUCAAAUUGACUACUUCUUGUAUA
This is a messenger RNA of Cicer arietinum (chickpea), 3396 nucleotides long. The record is from RefSeq and is a predicted model, not a curated record. Lineage: Eukaryota; Viridiplantae; Streptophyta; Magnoliopsida; Fabales; Fabaceae.